AUGAGGAAGGAGAUGGACAAACUGAGGAACGCCAUCAAGGAGAAGAUAGACCGAAGCGUAGACAGAAUGGUAAGAGCCACAGAUUCACCUUCCACCGCGGUAGUACUUGAAUGCCCCGUGCUGUUAAAGUUUCGUUUACCUCAACUUGAGCCAUUUGACAGACUCAGAGACCCUCAGGAUCACCUUAAUACCUUCAAGACGAAGCUAGGUCUUCAACAGCCACUCGACGAGAUAUUGUGUCGUUCCUUUCCCACCACUCUCAAAGGAGCUGCAAGGGAAUGGUUCACAAAGUUGCCGACAUCGUCCGUUGACAACUUUGAGCAAUUGAGCAAUGCCUUCUUGCGUCACUUUAUAGGGGGCCAGUGUCCAAAGAGGCCGGCGGACCACUUACUCACCAUUAGACAUGGAGAGAAGGAAACCCUGAGGUCGUACGUGAAACGCUUUACCCGGGAGACUCUAGAGGUGGACGAAGCUGAUGACAAGGUGCAGUUGACGACCUUCAAAGUGGGACUGAGAUCCAGAGAUCUCGUGGCUUCACUUGCAAAGAAUCCUGUAAAGACGAUGGCAGAAAUGCUUCUGAAAGAACAGAAGUACAUGAAUGCUGAAGACGCUUUAGCAGCCAUAAAGAAUGCAGAGAAGCCAGGAGACAAGGGAAAGAAGGAAGAUGAGCGUAGGGGUCAAAAGAGGGAGCGCCCAGAUCGUCGGAACUAUGACGGGAACAGAAGAAAGGAUGACAAAGGUCCUCGGACAGUAAAAUUUACUCCUCUAGUUCUGCCUGUUGACAAAAUUUUAACGCAGAUUAAGGACGAGCACUAUCUCAAAUGGCCGAGACCAUUACACUCAUCCCCUAACGUUUGUGAUAAGAACAAGUAUUGCCGAUUCCACAAGGAUCACGGCCACAACACAGAAGAUUGUAGGGACCUAAAGGAGCAAAUAAAGGAGUUGAUACAGAAAGGGAAAUUACAGAAAUAUGUGAAGAAGGGGGAAUAUAGUAAGUUUAAGGACGGCAAUAAGAGCCAGCAUGAGUCAUAUUCCAGGAUUGACGACCACCCAUCCCAACCUCCACAGGAUGUGAUUGGGGAGAUAAGGACAAUUACAGGAGGGCCCUUCUCAGGAGGGUCAUUUAAAUCCCUCAAGAAAGCUUACCAGAGGCAGGUGAAUAGCGUCCACACGAUACCUCCGUUUAAGCAGCAACGAACGAACCGGGACAUGUCCUUCAGUGAAGUGGAUGCCAGGGGAGUGAAGUAG
This is a messenger RNA of Quercus robur (English oak), 1248 nucleotides long. RefSeq lists its product as uncharacterized. The record is from RefSeq and is a predicted model, not a curated record. Lineage: Eukaryota; Viridiplantae; Streptophyta; Magnoliopsida; Fagales; Fagaceae. The coding region runs from base 1 to 1248 and encodes 415 amino acids. The transcript has a single exon.